AUUGGGCGUUUUUCAGCUUCUACAAUAGACAAAAAUCUUAUACACAAAAAAAAUUCGUUUAAGUUGAAUUUGCGCGUAUUUUAAUUUUAUGAAGUAUUUUUAUUGUAUUUAGUUUUUAAAUACUUGCAUUGAUUUUUUAAAACCCAAAUCAAAAUGAAGUUGGUAGUUGCUAUAUUUUCUAUAUUUUGUAACUUUCUGAUUGUCAAAGAGCUUGUUGGUGAACCUGAAUCAUAUUGCCAGGAUGAUUACUUUAAAUGUUCUAAUUUAAAGUGCGUUCCUUUUCGUUUUAAAUGCGAUAACUCUAAUGACUGUGGGGAUAACAGCGAUGAGUCCGAUUGCAAAGAAAAAGAUGUUACUUGCUUACCAGAUAAGUUUAAGUGUUUGAAUGGUUUGGAAUGCAUUGAUCGUCAUUGGAUUUGUGAUAGUCAUAGUGAUUGUAGUGACAGUAGCGAUGAAAAGAAUUGUUCUUAUUCAAGAAUUAAUAUCACUUGUAUUAAUGAUGAAUAUACAUGCCAAAAUAAGCGUUGCAUCCCAAGUGGUUGGCUAUGUGAUAAAAAUAAUGACUGUGGUGAUAAUUCUGAUGAAUUGAAUUGUCACAAUAAAACGUUGCAUACUCCUGAAUGUAGUGAUGAUUUAUGGAAAUGCCAUUCUGGAGAAUGCAUUAAAUCAAAAUGGAAGUGUGAUUUUAAAGAUGAUUGUACUGAUAAGUCAGAUGAAAUUGGCUGUGAUUUAUUGUUGUGUGAUCAUAAUAAUUUUAAAUGUAAACAUGGAGAACAAUGCUUAUUGCCAAAAUAUAGAUGUGAUGGUUUAGUUGAUUGCACAGAUGGCUCAGAUGAAGAUGAUUGUGAUACUGUAAGUGAAAUUUGCACUACAAACCAUUUUAAAUGUUCUGAUAAUAAGACUUGUAUUGAUUGGAAAAAUGUAUGUGACAAAAAAAGUGACUGUCCUAAUGGUGAAGAUGAAUCAAAUUCUUGCUAUAUUAAUGAAUGUGAACAUUACAAUGGUGAUUGUAGUCAUAUUUGCACAAAUUUGAAAAUUGGUUAUGUUUGUUCAUGUAAGCCAGGUUAUACUUUAUCUAACGAUGGAAGAACGUGUGAAGAUAUUAAUGAAUGUGAAAUACAUGGUUCAUGUCAUCAAAUAUGUCAUAAUACAAAUGGAAGCUAUUAUUGUUCUUGUGCUGAAAAUUAUGUAAUGCAGCUAGACAAAGUUUCAUGCAAAACUAAUGUUGAAGGCUGGAUUUAUUUUGCAAAUAGAAGGGAUAUUCGUAAAUUUUCAUUAAGUGGACAUGAGUAUGAUAUUGCAGUUAAUGGUUUAGAGGGGGCUGUUAGCAUUGAUUUUGAUGUUCAUAAUAACUUUAUUUAUUGGACUGAUGUUGUUCAAGAAACAAUCAACAGAGCUAUCAUUGGUUCAAAUCAGAUGAGACCAGAGGUUUUGGUAAAGAAUACUCACACUUCAGAUGGUUUGGCUGUUGAUUGGCUAACAGGAAAGCUUUAUUGGACAGAUGCAGGAUACAAAACUAUUGAGGUUGCAGACCUAAGUGGGAAAAAUAAUGCUGAUUUGGUCACCAUUGAUUUGUUGGAACCAAGAGCGAUAUCAUUGGAUCCAUUUGAAGGGUUUAUUUAUUGGAGUGACUGGGGUGAUUCUGCAGUUAUUUCUAGAAUUUCUAUGGAUGGUAAUAAAGAAACACGUAAAAGCAUUGUUGAUAAAGAUAUUAUAUGGCCAAAUGGUCUAACUCUGGAUCUGAUUCAGCGUAAGUUAUACUGGAUUUGUGCAAAACUUAAGAGACUUGAAGUUAUUGAUUUUAAUGGAAAGAAUCGAAAACUUUUGAGAAUGUUAGGUGAAAUGCAUCCGUUUUCAUUGGAUGGUUUUCAAGAUCAAUUAUAUUUUUCAGACUGGAAAAUUAGUAGUAUAGACUCUUUAUCAAAGUAUAAUUUAUCUCAAAACUUUCUACCUUUGAAGUCUGGAUUAUUUGCUCCAAUGGAUGUAAAAGUUUUUCAUCCAGCUAGACAACCUUUAGGCGUGAAUCCAUGUGAUCUCAACAACACAUGCAGCCAUUUAUGUUUACUUGGAAAUGAUGGGAAAAAGCGUAUUAUUUCCUGCAAGUGUCCACGUGGCAUGUAUUUAAAUCAAACGAAUUGCGUGGGAACACCAAUUAUACGUACUUCUAUUAAUGUACUAGAAUUAACUACUCAAGCAACUACUCAAGCAACUACUCAAGCAACUACUCAAGCAACUACUCAAGCAACUACUCAAAAGAGUACUCAAAAGAGUACUCAAAAGAAUUCUCAAGUCACUACUCGAAAAGUUACCCAAACAACUACUCAGGCACCUACUCAAAAAAAAGAAAAACAAAGUAUGUCACCUGCAAUAAAGUUCGAAAAGUUAAAAGAUAAAAAUGUUUUGAUAACUUUUUCUUUGCCAGACGUAAGACCAACUUUAAAAACUCGAUUUUUAAAAUAUAAAGCUGCAAAAAUAAGCGAUGGAUCAUACUUGGCAAUUUUCUUAUCAAUUUUAGUUGUCAUAGUAAUAGUUCUUAUAUUUAUUCUGAUUCGGAGGCGUCGUGAACAAAAUAAAGGUCAAGUAAUGUAUUACAAAGACAUGUCAACAACGCCGCUAGAAGAGGAUUUUUAUAUAGAAAACGAGGAAAUAGACGAGAAAGCUAAUAUUAUCUAUCAAGAUGUUUAAUCUGAAAUUUUUCUAAUAGUUUUUUUAUAUGAUAUUAGGUCUAAAAAAGUUUUUGAAUUUCGCGUAAAUCUUUUAAACCAUUUUACAAUUCUAGGGAUUCUGCGUAGUGUUUCUGCCGUCAUUGUUUAAUAUUUGUUGUAAAUUUGUUAAAUUUAUUUAAAUUAUAUAUUCCUAAA
Hydra vulgaris (swiftwater hydra) is the source of this 2861-nucleotide messenger RNA. RefSeq names its product low-density lipoprotein receptor 2. Gene Ontology annotation, biological process: receptor-mediated endocytosis. Gene Ontology annotation, molecular function: protein binding; calcium ion binding; hormone binding. The record is from RefSeq and is a predicted model, not a curated record. Lineage: Eukaryota; Metazoa; Cnidaria; Hydrozoa; Anthoathecata; Hydridae. Gene Ontology annotation, cellular component: apical plasma membrane; plasma membrane; signaling receptor complex.